Molecule: messenger RNA, 1528 nt
Organism: Moneuplotes crassus
Lineage: Eukaryota; Ciliophora; Spirotrichea; Euplotida; Euplotidae
Source: the annotation of a GenBank genome assembly
AAAUAAUAAUAUGGGACUUACUAAGGAAGAAAAGAAAGCACUCAGGGAAAAAUUGACCAUGAAAGGCAAAAAUAAUGAAACCUUAUGGAGAACUCCAGGAGAGAUCGAUGGGAAGCAGUUUGCCAUAGCAGAUUUGGACGGUUGAACCGCACACGUGUUUGAUCAUACCUCACAGAUAUUGAUAGACAGGUGUAAAAAUACUACCUUUUUCUUCGGCCCUGUCAAGAAUUCAGUAUUCUUCAGGGACUGUGAGAACUGUGAAAUUUACGUGCCUUGAAAUCAAUUCAGGUGAAGAGAUUUGUACAACUCGACUAUCUACUUAUUUUGUGAAACAGAUCCUGUCAUUGAAAGCUCAGCAAAUCUCACAUUUGCUCCAUACAAUGUUUCAUAUCCUCUCCAAGACAAGCAUCUUGCUGCUUGUGAGUUAGACGCAAGCGCCAACAACUGGGAUAAAAUAUUUGAUUUUACUGAUACAAGUGAGGAAGGAGAGAAAACAAUCCACCACAGUUUGCUAGAUCCCUCUCAGUAUAGAAGAGUGCAGAAAGAUAUUGAAGGGUUCACUGAGGAAAAAGUGAAUCCUUUCCCUAUUCCAGCUCGUUAUGGAGGUGAUGCUCCUGAUAACGACCUUUCUCAGCAUGAAGGAGACGGUACUUUUGAUAUCAGGACUACCUCUAAAGAAGAUGCUGAGAUGCUGUAUCAACAACAUCAGGAGAAACAAAUGGAACAAGCAAACGACGUCCUCGGAAAUGACCAAUAUGAAUUUUCAGAAGAAACUAAGAAAGAACCAAACCUUACAGAGGAAAGAACAGCUGUAGACCAGUUAGAAAAUAAAAUGGAUAACCUCGAAUUUGGAUUUGAUGCUCCUAAGCAGAACCAAGAUUCUGUACAAGACGAUACACAGCAGAACUACACUGGAUUUGGGAAUACCAACUGGGAUACAGGAGAUAACCCAUCAAAUCAUGAGAACCAGUUCAAUGCAACUAAUGUGGCUUCUCAAGAACAGCAGGAUGCUGAUGAUGCAUUUGGAUUUGAAGAUUCUCCCAAACAACAAGACUUAGGCCAAGACGGAUUUGGUUCGGCUCCUGAUGCACAACAGCCUUCUGAAGAUGCAUUUGGAUUUGACGAACCUACAAAAGGAGACCAAAUUACCAAUAUUGGGGAAGAUGCUGAGGAACUUGCCCUCAUUGAGGCAGCUCAGAGGAGUAUGCAGGAAAGACUCAGCCAGCUUAGACAUAAAGAAGAGCAAGAACUGACAGAGAAAAGAGCUCGCAAACAAAAAGCCCAAGACGAGCUCAAUGAGUGGUAUAGACAGAAGAAUGCGUCUGGUGAAGCAAAGCGCAAGCAGAACAAAGAAGAAGAGUGGGCCUUUUUGCAAACCAGAGAAGAACACAAACAGAGCAAAAACCCCUGGGAGAAAAUUAUCGACAACGUGGAGAUUGAUCAAAGAAAAUAUCUCGGAGCCAAGGACGUAACGAGAAUGAGACAAGCAAUGCUAGCAAGAAAGCAAGAUUUGAAGAAGUCAUCUUAA